Messenger RNA from Syzygium oleosum, 1971 nucleotides. RefSeq names its product MADS-box transcription factor 23-like. Lineage: Eukaryota; Viridiplantae; Streptophyta; Magnoliopsida; Myrtales; Myrtaceae. Gene Ontology annotation, molecular function: DNA-binding transcription factor activity, RNA polymerase II-specific; protein dimerization activity; RNA polymerase II cis-regulatory region sequence-specific DNA binding. The transcript is spliced from 9 exons. Gene Ontology annotation, biological process: positive regulation of transcription by RNA polymerase II. The record is from RefSeq and is a predicted model, not a curated record. Gene Ontology annotation, cellular component: nucleus. The coding region runs from base 1034 to 1741 and encodes 235 amino acids.
UGAUUCCCAUUUGGUCACGAUGGUCUACCUAUCACCUUGUAAUUGCGUUGUUACUAUGCUAGACUAACAUGGCCAUGGAAAGUAUUGCCUUUACGAGAAUCCAAGGUUAUGACUAAGCCUUUUAACGACCAGCUUGGGCGAUUGGUAUGGCAAUGGGUUUUAAACCGCCAAACCCUUGUUGGAAAAAAGUAUACCGCAACGUAAUUCACAAGGAAACGGCAAAUGUAAUUGCCAUGUUCGGUUCACCCCGAUGAAAAAGUUUUACUUAACUAUUCCGAAAGGAGAAGAAAUUAUGGGUGGCAUCUCAAUCCAAAGUUCAUAAAAUAUGUUAAGAAUUUGAUUUUGUAAGUGGUGUGAUUGGUGACAUGCGUUCGCCAAAUCCCGGCGAUGUCGUAAGAAGAGAAGGUAGGGCGAGGCACCAAACAAAAAACGAAAGGAAGGAAUAUUGAGGAGCCUUUGGUUCUCCUGAGUAUGACGUGUCAGCGAUCUAUUAGUUCUGCCUAAGAAAGAUGCUGGUAACCAUCGACACGUCACCAGAAUUUCCUAUUUCCAGGUCCACAGGAAGCCGGGGCGCUCCGUCUUUCUUCCCACUCGCUCGAGUAUCGGUCGUCGGUACUCGCCACCCAGCGGCUGGAAUUUGUGGACAGAGAUCUCACUGUCCGGGCUGGGACAACGCCCUGAACCUGUCUCGGUAGACUAGACUUGUUACUGCCUCGACAGAGCGAGUACUGGAGAGUUCCGACACUCGCGAGCGUGGGUCUUCUGCUGUAAACCUGAUCUCCACGCUAAGACCCACUUGGCUGUUUUAUAAGCACAUAGCCGCUCCAUGUUUCUUGCAAAUUAGCGGUUUUUCUUAACCCGGAAUUGAAAAUUCUCUCUCUAUCUCUAUCUCUAUCUCUCUCUCUCUCUCUCUACACUUCAUUUACUUAUAAAUCCCCCCCAAGUUUAUUCAGAAAAAGCUGCAUUUGCCGUCGCUGAUACUGUCCAGCGUUUACCUCCAAAUGAAUUAGAGAGGUGGGUGGUGGUAAUCAAGAUGGGGAGAGGGAAGAUUGUGAUAAAGAGGAUCGACAAUACAGCAAAUCGUCAAGUAACAUUCUCGAAGCGGAGAACGGGACUGCUCAAGAAAGCGAGAGAGCUCUCAAUUUUGUGUGACGCUGAGGUUGGGCUCAUCAUUUUCUCCAGUACUGGCAAGCUCUAUGAAUAUGCAAGCACUAGCGUGACUUCUGUAGUUGAACGUUACAAAAAGCUAAAAGAGGAACAAUAUCAACUUCUCAAUCCAGCUUCAGAAGUCAAGUUCUGGCAAAUGGAGUUAGCAUGCCUGAAGCAACAACUGCAGCAUUUGCAAGAAUGUCACAGGCAAUUCAUGGGACAAGAACUAUCUGGUCUCAAUGUGAAAGAACUGCAGAAUUUGGAAAACAGAUUGGAAAUGAGCUUGAAGGGUAUUCGUACGAAAAAGGAUCAAAUUCUGAUCGAAGAAAUAAGAGAACUUAACAGAAAGGGAGCUCUCAUGCAUCAGGAAAAUAGAGAGCUGUACAAGAAGGUGGAUCUCACUGGCCAUGAAAACACAGAACUACAAUACAAGGUUUACGGGGCAAGUGAUGUGACUAAAGCAAACAGUUGCCCCAUAUCAUACAAUACAUGUGAUGUGUAUGGCUCACAUUCACCCAUGAAUCUCCAGUUAAGCCAACCGAGGCCUGAAUAUACAGCAAAAGUGACAAAAUUGGGAUCGCAACUACAGUAGCACAAUUUUGUGGCUAAGGGUGCUAGAGAGACAUUCAUUACCAUCAGUUAGCAGAGCAGAAACUACAGUCAAGCUUCCGUGAGUGAGAUAUAGUAUUUGACUCUGAAAGAUAUUAGUGGAUGUACCUUGAGGCAUGGUGUAAUUCUAUGAUGUCCCGUUAUUUCUGAUUGCUCUGAAUGGAUAUCACUGCUAUGUAUGAUUAUAUUUGCGAAAUAAAGGAAGCAACUUUU